Molecule: messenger RNA, 2534 nt
Organism: Triticum dicoccoides
Lineage: Eukaryota; Viridiplantae; Streptophyta; Magnoliopsida; Poales; Poaceae
Product: vegetative cell wall protein gp1-like
Exons: 2
Coding region: 1420-2118 (232 amino acids)
Source: RefSeq, a predicted model, not a curated record
UUAAGUACUGUAACUACUAAUAUUCAUAAUUAAGAUUAAGCUAUGGUAGGCUUAAACAACAGCCAAGUAGUAGUAGAUUGUAUGCUAGUAGAGAUCUAGCUCUACGCAAAAAAAAUGAGAUCGACUUCUAGCAGCUGCUGCAACGCAUCGUCUAGAAAAAGCAAUAGCGACAAGCAUUCAAUCCCACCAAGAAUCUUAUCUUCUCCACGCAUCCACCCAGCGUUUUGCCGACCAGCACCACCAGACGGAUUCCCCACCAGACCUCCUCCUCCCGCGCCUCCGCCACAGGCCCAGCCUGCCCCCGCGCGCGCAGUCCGGCCGCCAGCUAGGAGCCCAUACACAAGCCAGCCGCGCUGCACAACGCUGCCGCCCGUACGCCGCCCCCAGCACCAACCACGCCAGAGCAAGGAGCUCCCCUCGACCCCGGGCGCCUGCCUCCUGUCCGGCGACCAACCGCUGCUCUGCUGACCUUCUCCCUCUCCAUUCCUUCCUCUUCUGGAUCUCUCCCUCACCUCUCACCUCCCCGUAUCUUUUCUGUAUAGGGAGCAUCACACCCGCGCCAUGGACCUCCGACCCCGACGCCUAAGCUCCCGAUGCUAUUCAGCGCCAGAUCCGCGCCGCCCCACCUUCUCGGACCAUGUCGGGAGCCGCCGUCAGGAGCACCCGCGGCGUCCAAGCGCAAGUCCCGCUCGAUACGAGCGCCGCUCCUCCACUGCAGACUACGACGGCCGCCCCAGCUUUGCUCCAGCGGCCCACGACUCUGUUCUGCAUUCCCGAGGCAAGGGCGAUUACUGCCGUACGGCUCUUCUAGGCGGGCCCCCGAUGUGGGGAAGGACUGAUGCACCGGCGACGCGCAGCGACGUGGGGGGUGGGCCGGCGACACACGGCGGCGCGAGGGUGGGCCGGCGGCGGCAGGAGGUGGAGAUGGGAUUGGGAGGUAGGGACGUGCGGGUGGGUUGGUUAUUUAUUUUAUUUUUUCUCUCUUAUUAGUACCGCUUCAGGUUGAGUUAUAAUAGUACUGCGGGUUGAAUACCCAGGGGGUUUUCUGUAAAAACGCCGAUGACGUACGACCAGAAACCCUACGUGCUUUUUUAUUACUAGCACACAUGCUCGUGCUUUGCAACGGGAUAUACGCAUUUCAGUGGUUUAACAUGCAUCAUCGGUAACGCUACACUCUCGAAUAAACUCCUUUUGUCCCUAUAAUAUUUGUAAAAUAGAGAAAAGAAAACAGUUUCCACAUUAGAAGAUAGCACUGCCCCUGGCAAUCCAAGCGUUCAUGGCAUUCUCGGACAGCAAGCAGGAAGCAAAAUCUGGAGCAAGCAAUACAUGGAGCAAACAAGAACUUUUUGGAAUUCAGACACUUGCAUCUUCAAAAUGGUGUACUACUCCUGGAGCAAGUAACAAGCAGCAAAGCAAUACAUGGAACAGAGAAUGGCGAUGGCAACAGCGUGGACGAGGGAGAAGAGGCUGCCGAGCGUUGCUCUCACUCUCACUGUCCCGCUGCAACAGGGAGCCGUCAUGGCCAUCGACGCCAACUGCCGCCGCCUGCAGGCCUCGCUCCGAUCCAGCCGCCCAAGACCUCUCCGCCCCAGUUCCAUCCCAUCCUCGCCGGCCACCGCAGCUCGCCGCCUCGCCUGCCGGAGCCCCGCGUCCCAGCCGCCGUCACCCGAGCUUGGCCAUGGCGCCGCCAACAGGAGCUCCGCCCGCCUCCGGCCAUGUCCUCGGCCGGCUCCUGUAGCCCCGCGCCCGUCCCGGCCUCCUCCACGCCAAGCAGCAGCUCGUCGGAGCACGAGCUCCACCGUCUCCCGCCGCCGCCCUGCUCCGUUCAUCGCCUUCUCCGCAAGAUCCGGCGAGGCCCUGCUUUCCCAGCCUCGUCCCCGCCACCAGGUCGCCGCGCCGCCCCACCGGAGACCAGCAGCGCCGUCGCACUCCGUGUCCUAUCCCUGCUCGUGUACGUGCGCAGGAGACGCGCCAGGUCGCCUCGCUUCAGGCCUCCUCCUCGCCCGUGGGCCACCAGCACCGAGCCGGCUUUCUGGUGAGACCCCAGUCCUGCCUCAGCCACUACGCCUGAAGCCGCCCCGCCGCAGCUCGCCUCCUCGCGUGCCUCGCCCCAACUGAGCACACCGGCCGCCUUAUCCUCCUCCGCCGCGACGCCUCGGCCCGAGAAGGCGCCUCGCCAAGCAGCGGGAGGAGUUGCGGGCUAGGCUCACCUGCCGCAAGCGCGCCCGCGAGCUCACCCCCGUGCCUGCCAAGGCCACCUUCGGGCCUUCGGCGACUCCACGACUCCCUGUCCGCCGCGCCCUCGAACGCCCGCCACAAGGCCGCGCCCCAUUCCUGGCCUCGGGCGGCGUGGAAGCCGGCGGCAAGCGGAGGCGCGUGCCAGGCAGUGGAGGACGGCUCGCGGGCGUCAGCGGCAAGCGGCGUGCCCGGCGGUGGAGUACGGCAAUGGAUAAGCGGCGGCGGAGAACGCAAUGGACGCAGUAGGCUUUUUGCAAAAUCCAACCGUUUUCUUCAGUAACACAUUAAAAUAAGAC